UCACCCCCUUGCCUCGGUAUUUUAACUCAACUCCAUUUGAAUCACCAAGUCUCCUCAUCCCCCCCCCCUUCUCUCUCUAAUGUCGAUCUUCCUAGGGGAUUUCAUUUGUGGUUGUCCUCCUGUGCACGUACUCUAAACUGGAGUCUCUUCGUCCUCAUAAUUUCUGCAACAUUUCGUUUUGUAAUCUCUUCUGUAUCACUUGGUAUUUUGGCACACAUUUUCUGCAAUCAUACAGGCGAUGAUGGCUCAGAAGCACCUGCACGAGCUACUGAAGGAGGACCAAGAGCCAUUCCUUCUGAAAAAAUACAUUUCUGAUAGGCGGAGUCAACUGGAGAGGCCUUCUCCCAAGAGUAGUAUGCAAGUGAAGAGGCGAAGACCAAUGCAUCAAAACUUAAACUUCCCCGCUAAUUUCUGUAAACACGCUUGCUUUUUCUCAUUCACCGACACGCCUGACGCCAGAAAAUCACCCCUCUUCCAGUUGCCUUCUCCGGCGAAAAGCCCCUCCGCCUCUGCCAAUCCCAUUUUUCUUCACAUCCCUGCUCGAACGGCAGCACUCCUUCUCGAAGCUGCUCUAAGAAUACACAAACAGUCCUCCGCCUCUCCCAAAACCAAAGCCCAACACAAAAGCAAUGCCUUCGGCCUGUUUGGGUCAUUCUUCAAGAGACUGACGCAACGUAAUCGGAACCGGAAGCGGGAAAUAGAUGACCGAGGAGCUGAGGCCCCUGUGAAGGAAAUAUUGAGGUGGGAUUCGUCAACUGGUCGUGGAGAACUUCUUAACGGAUUCUCUGAAAAGACGGACUCUCAGAAGGAUAAUAAUAUCUCGGACUUCAGUGCCUGUGAGGUGGAGUUUCUCUGUUCCUGCAACGGUAGGCCGAGCAGUGCUGUUUGGUCGGAGAGCAAUGAAGAUAAAUCUUUGGGCAUGGAAACGUCGAUAAGUAGCCAGUGUGACGAGUUUGAAGAGUUUGACUUUCUUUCCAAACGGAACAACAUCACGGAGUGUGCUUGUUGUGAUAACAACGCCCUCUGCCAAAGCCCUUUCGGUUUUGUUCUACACAGGAGCGCUUCCUCUGCCUCCGGCACGCCGGAAUUAGCUUCCCCGGCAUCGUCUCCGAGUUGCCGCACAACGCAGGACAAAGAGAAUAAUGGAGCAGAGAGGGUCGACCAAUGCCAAUCAGGAGAGGAAACAGAAGAGAAAGAACAGUGUAGUCCCGUCUCUAUUUUUGACCCACCAUUCGAGGACGAUGACGAGGGGCACGAAAACAAUGAGGAGGGUGAGGAGGAGGAGGAUGGUUUUGAUUUGGAGAAUAGCUAUGCCAUUGUACAGAGAGCUAAGGAGCAGCUUCUGCAGAAGCUUCGAAGAUUUGAGAAACUAGCAGAGUUGGAUCCUGUUGAGCUGGAGAAAAGAUUGUUUGAUCAAGAAGAAGAAGAAGAAGAUGAUAAUGAUGAUGAUGAAGAAACAUUCCUUGAGGAGUGUGAGUGGGAAGAUGACAAUGAGGAAGCAUCAGAUAAAGAAAACGGCUGCAAUGAGUUGGUGUUAGAUGUGCUGAGGGAGUCAAGCUUGCGAGGGAGAGGAGAAAUCAGAGCAGACUUGAAGAGACUAAUUGGCGAUCUAUUGACAGAGGAAAGAGAAAGGGGGGAAGGGGAUGAGGAAGAAAGAGAGAGGGUGAUAAAAAGGGUAUGCAAGAGGCUGGAAUUGUGGAGAGGGGUGGAGGCAAACACAAUCGAUAUGAUGGUAGAACAAGACUUGAGCAGAGAGGAUGGAGGAUGGAAGGAAAAUGGGCAACAUAUGAGGGAAAUGGCCGGGGAGCUUGAGCAUGUUAUCUUUGGAUUUUUAGUGCAAGAAAUGUCGGAGGAACUAGCAUGUUAAUUUGAGAUGUUAUUGCAAGAGUACAGUGUGAUUUGCACCCUAGUAAAAUGGAAUAGGCCAGCUAGCAAAAAUACCCCAGGUGUAUGUACAUGACUAGUGUAUUUAGCGACAUAUGUGAGUCACCUUUCUCAUUGAAUUCAAAUGCUAUAAUAUCUACAUAUGUCAACCCUCAUUUUCUCA
This is a messenger RNA of Neltuma alba, 2047 nucleotides long. RefSeq lists its product as uncharacterized. The transcript has 3 exons. Lineage: Eukaryota; Viridiplantae; Streptophyta; Magnoliopsida; Fabales; Fabaceae. Bases 239 to 1867 code for a protein of 542 amino acids. The record is from RefSeq and is a predicted model, not a curated record.